CCAAGAACACGUGGAGCAUGGUGUCUACAGACGGUGCACUGGUUCAGGGCGGCUACGGCCACAGCAGCGUCUUCGACCCGGGCACCAGAGCCAUCUACAUCCACGGCGGCUACAAGGCCUUCAGCGCCACCAAGUACGGCUUGGCUGGAGACCUGUACAAGUUCGACGUGGACAAGAGGAAAUGGACCAUCCUGAGAGACAGCGGCUUCUUCCGGUACCUCCACACGGCGGUGAUAGUGAGCGGGACGAUGCUGGUGUUUGGAGGAAACACACACAAUGACACAUCCAUGAGCCAUGGCGCCAAGUGCUUCUCCUCCGACUUCCUGGCUUACAGUCUGGCGUGCGACGAGUGGACAGUGCUGCCUCGACCAGACCUCUACAAUGACGUCAACCGCUUCGGGCACUCUGCGGUCUUCAGUGACAGUGUGAUGUAUGUGUUUGGCGGCUUCAACAGCCUGCUGCUCAGCGACGUCCUCAUGUACACCUCGCCCAACUGCUCGGCCUUCUCCAGCCAAGCGUCCUGCAGCCAGGCCUGGCCGGCGAUCCACUGCGUCUGGAAUAGCACCCAGGGGACCUGCCUCCCCUGGGAGAGCAACGCCAGCGGACCUGAUCUCCAGCAGCUCCCAGCCUCCUGCAAUACAAGAUCAUAUGCCGAUAGCGAGAGGUGCGACCAGUACACGGACUGUUACAGCUGCACCGCCAACACCAACGGCUGCCAGUGGUGUUCAACCCAGUGCGUUUCUCUGGGAAGCAACUGCACCGCUGCUUCGGGCUCAAUUGGGGAAUAUGAUGUUUGCCCCAGGGACAAUCCGUCAUUCGUGUGCAACAAGAAAACCAGCUGCAAGAGCUGCGCUGUCGACCAGAACUGUCAGUGGGAUCCUCGCAACCAGGAGUGCAUCUCACUGCCAGAAAACGUGUGCGGUGAAAGCUGGCAUCUGGUGGGCAACUCGUGUCUGAAGUUCAUCACGGCGAAGGACUCGUACGACAACGCCAAGCUGGCCUGCCGGAGCCACAACGCUGUGCUGGCGUCGCUCACCACUCAGAAGAAGGUGGACUUUGUGCUGAAGGAGCUGCAGAUCAUGAGCGUGGUG
This is a messenger RNA of Paralichthys olivaceus (Japanese flounder), 1091 nucleotides long. Lineage: Eukaryota; Metazoa; Chordata; Actinopteri; Pleuronectiformes; Paralichthyidae. The record is from RefSeq and is a predicted model, not a curated record.